Messenger RNA from Cotesia congregata, 489 nucleotides. The record is from the annotation of a GenBank genome assembly. Lineage: Eukaryota; Metazoa; Arthropoda; Insecta; Hymenoptera; Braconidae.
AUGACUAGUGAAAGAAUUUUUACGAAAAUCUGCCUGGUUUUUUGUUUAAUUGCAUUGGUUAAAUCCCAGACGGUGUUUAUAGAUGUAUCAACAGGAAGGAUCUUUUCUCUUUCACACGAAAUAAUACUGAGUUCAUUUCCGGAUUUUGUUCAACAACCACAAAUUGAUAACUCGCUCAAACCCAGAGUAGGUGAAGAAACUACUCCGGAAUGGACUUGUACCAACGACAAAACAAGAGACACGAUCAUAUUGAGCACGGAAGAUAUUCCUGACAGAUCCCCAAAAACUACUUCUAAUGAUUCAUUGAACUUGGAUUCUGCCACCAAAGCCCCGUUCCCGGGGUUAUUGUCCAUCUUUUCCACGGCAAAUAACGCCGAUGCAGUAUCCUGGAUGGAUUACGCCCAGAAUACUACUACUAAAGUAACAAGGUCAACGAAUGAGAAUUUCGGCGAGGACCUUAUUGAUAUUCGAGUGCAAAAAAAGAAUUAA